AUGCUAAGAAGCGCCCAGUCACCCGUAGCGAUAGCUUUUGAGCCCUGUCAUGGACAAGGACGUCGAAGCCAUGGCAGAGGAAACUCCGCGGGCGGGAAAUACUCCGGGGUCGUCCCCGUGCGCCUGGCCCUGACAGAACGGCGCGACGGCAUGCAACUCGGCACGAAGCAAAAGCGCGUUUCCUUUUUGUUGGCCAAGAUUGCCAAGAAAUUUCGGUUCUAUUUUGAUCACUCGGAGGUAUCGGUCGGAAGCUUGGGCAUUCGGAGCUUGGACCAGCAGCACAAAAUGUCGCUCAGACUUCUCAAAAACCCAAGUGCUGCAUCAGCUUGA
Coccidioides immitis RS is the source of this 330-nucleotide messenger RNA. RefSeq lists its product as uncharacterized. The transcript has 2 exons. Lineage: Eukaryota; Fungi; Ascomycota; Eurotiomycetes; Onygenales; Onygenaceae. Bases 1 to 330 code for a protein of 109 amino acids. The record is from RefSeq and is a predicted model, not a curated record.